UGGUAGUGUCUCAGUGACGCCCCUGUUACAAAGCAAAUUCGGUGGAAUAAAAAGAGGAAACAAGACGAGUGUGUUAGGUUUCUUGACUUCAGGCGCCCCUUUAGCCUGGGUAUCUGCGAAGGUGAUUGUCCUAACCAGAGACUACUAGCAGUGCUGCAAUGCCCAGCUACAUAGUGACCAUUGCUACUGGGACCCAGUGGUUUGCAGGUACCGAUGACUACAUUUAUCUAACUCUUGCGGGAUCGCAGGGAUGUAGUGAGAAGUGCUUGCUCGACAAACCCUUCUACAAUGACUUUGAAAGAGGAGCGAUCGACUCCUAUGAUGUAACUGUAGCUGAAGACAUAGGAGAAGUUCAGCUGGUUAAAGUCGAGAAACGCAAAUACUGGGUCCAGGAUGACUGGUACUGUAAAUUUAUUACUGUGAAGACGCCUUCAGGGGAUUACAUUGAGUUUCCAUGCUACAGAUGGAUAUCUGGUGACAAAGAAAUUGAGAUUCGAGAUGGAAAAGCAAGGUUUGCACGAGAUGAUAAGACCCAAAUCGCAAAACAACACAGAAGAAGAGAACUUGAGGAACGUCAGAAGCAAUACAGAUGGAAAGAGUGGCAUCCAGGAUUUCCUCUAAGCAUCGACGCACACUCUCACAGCGAGCUUCCACGUGACAUCCAGUUUGACAGCGAGAAGGGUGUUGACUUCGUUCUAAAUUACACAAAAGCGAUGGAGAACCUUUAUGUUAAUCGGUUCAUGCACAUGUUUCAGUCUUCCUGGAGUGAUUUUGCAGAUUUUGAAAAGAUCUUUGUGAGGAUUAGUAAUACAAUUUCAGAAUACGUGAUGCAGCACUGGAAGGAGGACUUUAUGUUUGGAUAUCAGUUUCUGAAUGGCUGUAAUCCUGUUAUGAUUGAGAGCUGCACAGAACUGCCUCAAAAUUUUCCUGUUACCACAGAAAUGGUACAAUGCUGUCUUGAGCGUGACUUAACACUGGAACAGGAGAUAGAGGAAGGAAACAUAUUCCUCGUGGAUUACAAACUACUAGAUGGUAUUUCUGCCAACAAAACUGAUCCAUGUACAAUGCAGUACAUUUGUGCUCCUCUCUGUCUUCUGUAUAGUAACUUGGAAAGGAAAAUUGUUCCCAUUGCUAUUCAGCUAAAUCAAGAACCUGGUCCUGAUAAUCCAAUAUUUCUUCCAACUGAUGAAAACUACGACUGGCUUCUAGCAAAAAUAUGGGUGCGUUCUUCAGAUUUCCAUAUACACCAGACUGUCAGCCACUUGCUGAGGACACAUCUUAUAUCCGAAGUUUUUGCCAUUGCCAUGUAUCGUCAACUUCCAGCAGUUCAUCCUAUCUUUAAGCUUUUGGUACCACAUGUGAGGUUCACAAUAGCUAUCAACACUAAGGCCAGAGAAGAGUUGAUCUGUGAAUGUGGCCUGUUUGAUAAGGCAAAUGCCACUGGUGGUGGUGGGCAUGCCCAGCUUGUUCAGAGGGCGACUAAAAAGUUGACAUACCAGUCCCUUUGUUUCCCCGAAGCAAUUAAACUGAAGGGAAUGGACAACAAAAAAACGGUUCCAUACUACUAUUACAGAGAUGAUGGGAUAGCAGUUUGGGAUGUUGUGAAAAGCUUUAUUGCAGAUAUAGUGAACAUCUACUAUGACAGUGAUGAAUCAGUGAAAGGUGACCCAGAACUUCAAGCUUUUGUUAAAGAUGUGUUUGUCUAUGGACUUCGGGCCAAUGAUGGUUCAGGGUUCCCAAAAACUUUGGAAUCCAAGAAUGCAUUAACAGAGUAUUUAACAGUGAUCAUUUUUACUGCAGCAGCGGCACAUGCUGCAAUUAAUUUUGGACAGUAUGACUGGUGUUCCUGGAUUCCAAAUUCUCCACCUACAAUGCGUUGCCCACCUCCUACAGAAAAAGGUGUGACGACUAUUGAAUGCAUAAUUGAAAGUCUGCCAGAUAGAGGACGUUCUUGCUGGCACCUUGGAGCUGUGUGGGCCCUAAGUCAGUUUCAGGACAAUGAGUUGUUUCUAGGAAUGUAUCCCGAUGAGCAUUUCAUUGAAAGACCUGCCAAGGAAGCCAUGGCAAAAUUCCGCAAGAAUCUUGAUGUCAUUUCAAGUGAAAUCAAAGAGCGUAACAAGAACAAAAAACUGCCAUAUUAUUACAUGUCGCCUGACAGAAUUCCAAACAGUGUUGCUGUAUGAUUAAUCCAAAACAGUUUAUUUACAUUAAGUUCAAAUGUUUCCCUGAAUUGUGUGUUUUAUUCCAUGUUGCAGUGCGUGGGCUUUGAGGCUUAUUUUUAAGUACAGUUAUGUUUGUUGCCAUUAGAACCCAGAAUUUAGUCCCCAAACCUGAAAACAACACAUCCACUACAUGCACCAGUCUAAUUGCUAAACAAUAAACAAACAAUUUGAUGCAGACUUUCCUGACACAUACUUUUUUGGCAUUGUUUUGUUCUGGCAUAGAACAUUAUUUCACCUCAUGACUUAUUUGUACAGAUGUUAGCUUAAACUAGAAACAUUAACAUUUCAAGUGGAUUCUGUUAUGAUUAAAGACUACUAAGACUUGUCAUAUUUGUGUAGCCUGUAAUCUGAAUAUUUCAUUUCUUGAAGUAUUGUCUUAAGUUUAAAAAUAUUUUGAAUCCUCAAUUAGAUGCUUUCAUGUGCUUGGUCAGAUUCAGUCAUAUGUAUAACUGUGGGUUACAGCAUCAGUCAUGUAACACCAUAAACAUACCUAUUGUAAAUUAUUAAAUAUUUUACAGACACUGCUAUUUCAGCAAUUAUAUGUAAAUAGCUUUUACAAUCAAAAAGUGAUUUUAUUACUGAAUAAUAAUAAUAAUAAUAAUGAAUUGUGAUAUAAAUCUGCAUUUGCUUUGCAUAUAGAUAUUGCUAUGAUCUGUUUAAUAACUGGUGACAAUGAAUCAUCAUUUCUAUGCUUGUUGAAUACAAGGGCUAAACUGAAUAAGAAACAUCACCCUGGUAUUAGAAGAACAGUUUUUAUUAUUUUCAGAUUUGCAUACAGUGUCAUUUUAUCACAAUAUGCAUACAUGUUUUGUAAUUAGUGCAAGUUGUAAUUAUACCUUAUGCUGCACUUCACAUGCAAAUAUUAAAAAAGAUAUUACUACA
Messenger RNA from Protopterus annectens (West African lungfish), 3104 nucleotides. RefSeq names its product arachidonate 5-lipoxygenase (gene ALOX5). Gene Ontology annotation, biological process: linoleic acid metabolic process; lipid oxidation. The transcript has 14 exons. Gene Ontology annotation, cellular component: nuclear envelope. The record is from RefSeq and is a predicted model, not a curated record. Bases 159 to 2183 code for a protein of 674 amino acids. Gene Ontology annotation, molecular function: protein binding; iron ion binding; arachidonate 5-lipoxygenase activity. Lineage: Eukaryota; Metazoa; Chordata; Ceratodontiformes; Protopteridae.